Molecule: messenger RNA, 3017 nt
Organism: Botrytis cinerea B05.10
Lineage: Eukaryota; Fungi; Ascomycota; Leotiomycetes; Helotiales; Sclerotiniaceae
Exons: 3
Coding region: 934-2286 (450 amino acids)
Biological process (GO): negative regulation of transcription by RNA polymerase II; rRNA processing
Cellular component (GO): nucleolus
Molecular function (GO): DNA binding
Source: RefSeq, a predicted model, not a curated record
GAGUAGCACGAAUCUAAUUCUGAACAUGCUUCCGGGCGUAUUCUAGUCUCGCUCUUUCUCUCUUUCUCUCUAGGGAGGGCACCAGUGGGCGGCAUCUCCACCAGUCAAGGACGCAGGAAGCAAAGUAUAAAAAAUUCCAACCAAACAUUUUCCGUCGUUUUUCCCUCCAUUCACGCAUCCAUCGCCUUUCUGUUCAUGCAACCCAGAAAAAUACUAACGCGCGAGCUGUACACCUGCAUAGGCCUUGAAUGGAAUCCCACCAAAAUAUCCCAAGGUCCAAAUACCAAGGCCCCAGGUCCAAAGUCUAAAAAGGGUGAAAACGAUCCGAGAAGCAUCUCAAGGGCGGAUUUUGUCUACUGAUUUAUCUGCAACUUGUUGUUGAUUUACUUCAAGACGUCGACGUGCUGUGUCUAAUACCUAAUACUUGUUAGCCCUCCUCCUUUGACUCCUCCUGCCUACUUCCUGCAUACCCACCAGCCUCGAGCCAGCCCACACCAUCCCAAAUACCCCUCCACCCUUCCCUCCCCCCCAGUCAAACAUCGAAGCAGCAAGACAAAAGAGGCUUGCACUGUGAUCCAAAGAGGAAACAUUUCUAUUUAGAAACACCCUCCAUCCCUCUCCAUCCCUCCCCCGAGUUUCAUGUCAGACACUUGACAUACCUGUCUACGGAGUAUACCUACGCAGCAUUACCAUCUCAAUCUCAAGUCCCUUUUCGCACAUUCCCCAAAAGCUGGCUACUUCCUUCCCACCCCCGCGAUACUAGAACAGACCUCGCAGACUUAUCCAUCCUUCGCCAAAAGGAAAAAAAAAAAAAAAGGAAAAACUCGUAUCAAUCUUCUCCCUCGCAAAUUUCCUCUACAAAUACUUCACACUCGCAAACAAUCCACGAGACUCCUGCAGGGAAAGAAAAGAAAACUUGCAUAUAUCAUCAUCAUGGUAUCAUUCAGCUGCGAGAAUUGCGGAGACGUCCUCACGAAGAAGAAACUCGACCCUCACCGAAAUCAAUGUCGCGGGGCUUCAUAUACUUGCCUGGACUGCAUGGUACAUUUUCAAGGCCUAGAAUAUCGCUCGCAUACGAGCUGUAUGAGCGAGGCGCAAAAAUAUCAAGGUGCGCUAUACAGAGGAGAGGGGAAGGGGAAGAAGGGAAAGCAACAAAGCAACCAAAAAAAUAAUUCGCAUAAUAAUUCUCACUCUACACCCGCCCACAACGCCUACGUCGAAGAUGCGCAAGAUGAAUACGACAAUUCGCAACACGCUACUGCCCCGGUACCAGAAGCUGCUCCUUCAACGCCAGCACCCGUCAAUGUAUUUGAUUUCCUCGUGGAUCCAACACCCAAUGCGUCGCGACUAGAUCUUCCCGCAGCUGAUGAGGUUAUGGACGAUUCUGAGCCUGAGCAACAAGUUCGUGACGAACCCAUGAGCGACAACGCAGAUAGUUCCGAAGCAGAGAAUAAACCUUCCACGGAUCUCGUACGAGUAAAUGCAGCAGAUAGUCCCAGCCUUACCAAUCUCGUCGAAUGGGGUUCUGGACCAGCACCUACCAACGGACCUUUCGAAACACCAGCGCCAAAAGCGAUUGAGUGGAAACCAGCCAAGGAACAUGAGGGAAAAUCGAAAAAGGACAAGAAAGAUGAGAAGAAGAAAGACAAGAAGCGCAAACGCUUACAUGUUGACACAUCAUCCCGCGAAGGCGAUGUCCCAAUGAAUGAUGCGCCACCAGUUCUUCAUUCAGGAUUGACCGCUGAAAUUGGCAAACUUCAAACCCGCCCUUCAGUCUUCCCUCCAUCGCCAGAUUAUUCCGGUGCCGAUGCUGAGAAGGAAUCGCCUAGCGCAAGACCCAAGAAGACCAAGGAAUCUAAACGCGCCAGCCGUGCUCGCACUCGUAAUGACACGUUCGGUAGCAAUUUGAUGUCCUUGAUUACCACUCGCCAAACUUCCCGCGAGCACUCAGAAGAUCGACCCAAGAAACGUAAGCACAAGCAUCGUACUAAGUCAUCUGAAAGACCCAAGAUGCUCGAAUACAAACCGAUGAACGGUGCUGGCGAUUCUUCUCCUGGCGAGAAUCAAAUGAUCGUCUACAAACCCCGUGCAGAGCUCCUCAUGAGUAUGGUGAACAAGGGCCCCAAUAGCGAGAAGGGUGUUUCUAUGAAUAAAGCAUUGAAGAGAUAUCAUCGCGAGAGAACGGCUGCUGGGCUAGCACUGGGAAAGGGGGAUGAGGAGAAGGAACUUUGGAGGAGUUUGAGAAUGAAGAAGAAUGAUAGAGGAGAGAUCGUCUUGUUUAUGUGAACAUGCAUCACAUUAAAAUGGGGCGCCAACAGAUGGGGCGGGGUGCGCAACGGAGAUCGAACAGAAAUGAGAGGAGGAGCAUUGUGAUACCAUAUUUUCUUCUUUCUUCUGAGAUGUAUGUUUUGGAUUGCAGAUUUUUGUUGUUGUUUGUUUGUUCUGUACUUGCACUUGUACUUUUCUCAUGCGCUUUUCAUUCUUGUUCUCGUUCUUGUCUUUGUUCUUGUUCUUCUUGUUCAUACAUCUAUCGUGUUUACGUUUUCUGCUGGAUUAUGCUUAUGCAUAUGCUGUUAAUCAUGUAUAUGAGGGCAUUGCGUGCGGGUUUGACUUCUAGGUUGGAUCGGAAUAGGAAAGGAUGGAUGGGCAUAAAUAAGUGUACGAGAUAUGUGGAAUUGAAUUGGAAUGGAAUGGGUUUGAAAGGGCUGGGCUAAACGGGACUGGCUGUAUGGGGAUUGAAUUUAUGUUUGAAUGUACUUUCAGGUACAUAUUUCAGGCUGGUUGGAUCCAGGAUAUCACGUUAAUGGCUGUGGUGUGCUGGCUUGACAUGCGAUGAGUAGGGAGUCAGAUGUAAUAAUGUGAAGGGGAUAUUCGUGGGUUCAAUCAAUCAAGCAAUCAAUCAGUCAAUAAAACGUAAACAAUAAAUGUCUUCCUUCUGAAAAAAUAGUUCCGGAAUCGGUAUUCCAUAUCUCGCUUGUAAAAAUGUGCUGGAAAAGUAACUCGAUGUGUAAAUGUAA